This is a messenger RNA of Solanum tuberosum (potato), 1435 nucleotides long. RefSeq names its product myb family transcription factor APL-like (gene PPS4). The transcript is spliced from 8 exons. The record is from RefSeq and is a predicted model, not a curated record. Gene Ontology annotation, molecular function: DNA binding; DNA-binding transcription factor activity. Lineage: Eukaryota; Viridiplantae; Streptophyta; Magnoliopsida; Solanales; Solanaceae. Bases 323 to 1243 code for a protein of 306 amino acids.
UUAUUGAAAAAAUAAAUAUAUCAGAAAAUAAAAUAAAAAAAAUCACUUUGCACUCAGAAGAAGGGAGAGGAUCGAAUUCGAAGAUCUCAUCAAAGAGGAAAACGAAGUUCAUCUUUUUCAGCUCUCUUCAUUACUGUCCUAGGUGAUUUCUUCCCAUCUGCGUAAGCCAGAUGGGCUUAGUUGGACAGCUGGGCGGGUGGGACCAUGAGAGGUAGCAUGUAUUUGGUGUAAUAGUUGAGGCUAAAGGCGUCCUUGUUCAAGCUUAGUUCACAAAAACAUUACAGUGACAUAUAGUCAGAUAUUAUAUUGCGGUGGCAGCACAAUGGACCCAACAAAUGAAGGAAACAACCUCAAUAACAAUCCUAGUCUUGCUUCAAAGCAACGGUUGCGUUGGACCCAUGAGCUACAUGAACGUUUCGUUGAUGCCGUCGCACAACUUGGUGGCCCAGAUCGGGCUACCCCUAAAGGUGUUCUUAGAGUCAUGGGUGUGCAAGGAUUAACAAUUUACCAUGUAAAAAGCCAUUUACAGAAAUAUCGGCUUGCUAAAUACCUCCCAGAUUCUUCUUCUGAUGGGAAACAAUCUGACAAGAAAGAAUCAGGAGACAUGCUUUCCAGUUUGGAUGGUUCAUCGACUGGUGUGCAGAUAAAUGAGGCUCUAAAACUGCAGAUGGAGGUACAAAAGCGACUUCACGAGCAACUGGAAGUUCAAAGACAGCUACAACUUAGAAUUGAAGCACAAGGGAAGUACUUGAAGAAGAUAAUAGAAGAACAACAGCGGCUCAGUGGAGUUCUCUCAGAAGUUCCUGUUUCUGGGGUCACUCCUUCAGCAGCAGGUGACAAUGGUGUAGAUUCGGAUAACCGGACUGAUCCAGGGACUCCUGCACCAACAUCUGAGUCUCCUCACAUUGAUACGUCUGUACAAGAACAUGCCCGUAGCAAGAGCCUUUCUAUUGAUCAAUCAUUCUCCUCGCAACAUGAGCCUCUUACUCCUGAUUCUGGUUGCCGCGAGACUUCACCAAUAAAUAGCUCUGAAGGUGAAAGGUCAUCAAAGAAACAAAGAGUGGGCACAAGUGCCACAUUUACUAAAGCAGAUAUGCUACUUCCGCAUCAGAUAUUGGAGUCGAGCUUGGGCUCACCAUACGAGCAACCAAAUCCUGUUUUCCUGGCGAGUGACCAAUUCAAUCUGUCAUCAGGAUUGUCUCUUGGCAAUGAAGGACCAAAUGUUUCUGGAAGCAACGUAUAGUUACUCCAUGUGCGACAGGACUUCAAUUGAACUACUAUUAUGUAGUGUGAAAAUAUAUGUUGUGAUUUGGUCACAGAAGCUACUUUGCUUACUGAAUGUGCUAAGGGUUAAAUGUACUUUAUUCUCAUGUAGUAAUACUUUACAGCUCUUGUUUAAUGACACUCUUAAACGUUAGGCCAUUUUCUUUUAUUA